This is a messenger RNA of Capsicum annuum, 609 nucleotides long. RefSeq lists its product as uncharacterized. The transcript has 2 exons. NCBI's taxonomy places the organism in Eukaryota, Viridiplantae, Streptophyta, Magnoliopsida, Solanales, Solanaceae. The record is from RefSeq and is a predicted model, not a curated record. Bases 1 to 609 code for a protein of 202 amino acids.
AUGUCAAAGGUUGCUAAGGUUGAUCAUAGAGUUAAAACAUAUCUGGAGAAAGUUGGGUAUGAAAAAUGGGCUCGGUGUCACUCUCCUGUAAAUAGAGGUAGAAUGAUGACUUCAAAUAUAGCCAAAUGUAUUAAUGAUUGUUUGGUUGAGGCUAGAAAACUUCCUAUUCUAGGUUUCCUAGAAGAAGUUAGAAUCUUAUUUGCUGCAUGGAAUUGUAAGAAUAACAAAAUUGCAUCGUACACAAAUACAACUCUUGGCAGAAGAUUUGAUGAAAUUCUAACUCAUAAUGGUGUUAAAUCUUUGCGGAUGACGAGGUACAUUGUAGAUAUUGAGCGUGGCACAUGCAAUUGUGUCCGAUAUCAAAUUGAUGAAAUACCUUAUCCACAUGAAAUUGCCGUAUUAAAAAGUAAAAAUGUGGAUGUAAAGGAUUAUGAUCGUUAUUGCUCUGAAUUGUACAGGCCACAAACCAUAGUGAAGACAUAUGAACUCCUGAUAGUUCCAAUGCCAGACAAGAAGGAUUGGAAUGUUCCAUGUUUUGUUGAUGAUGAAGAAGUUUUGCGCUCAAAUAUCGAAGACCUCCUGGUAGGCCAAAAAAAGGAAGGCAUCUGA